Molecule: messenger RNA, 3322 nt
Organism: Drosophila bipectinata
Lineage: Eukaryota; Metazoa; Arthropoda; Insecta; Diptera; Drosophilidae
Source: RefSeq, a predicted model, not a curated record
UAGUAGACUGCUUGUCUACCGACUGGGGAAAACAUCACCUCAUAAGUCAUACGCAAAAGCAACCAAUUCAUAUAAACACUAAACAACUUCGACUUAAAAUGCCUCCGAUAAAGGACAAACAGUCGCGGAAAGAUCGGAUACUUCAGUUCCUCCAGGAACAUCGUGAGUUAAAGCCCACUGGCUUGAUUUCGCCAAGGAAGGAGGAUGACUCCAGGCAAAAGAAACGUGUCACAUUCACCCAGGCGAAGAAACAGAGAUCCUCUGGCGUCGAAUCAUUACCUAAGGUCAAGGAAACGGAAAUGCAGAUUGGACUGGGUCUUACCUCAUGCCUGAUCACCAAGUCCUCGGAUACAAGAAUAUGCGGCGGUGCCAACAAUCCUGGGGAGCGCGAUGUUGGAAAACUUCCACGAACAGACAGCGAAUGUCGGUUCAAGUCGCCGGGAAUAAACUUUCUCAAGGAACGAAAUGAAAACUGUGCGUCCCAAGUUCUCAAGUUAGUUCCUCCAAAACCGAUUCGCAAGGAGCUGAAGAACAAAUGCGACUUCUUUCCAAAGUUCUACGACAACAGUCCUUUCAAGGAUCAGACCACACAAACGCUAUAUAGGGAGUCGUCUGCACAGACCUUGGCCUAUUUGCCGGAGAUAGAAAAGUCUGAGAAGAUUCAAAAACUUGAGCUUUUCUCCCUGUCUCAGUUGCUGCCGGGAGACAAGCCUCCAGGCCUUCACGAGGUGGAGAUCCUGGAGCGAUCGCGUCGUCGGUGGCUCUUCCGAGAUUCUCUGAAACAAAACUUUCAAAAACUCUUCAACGAGGCCAGGGAGUUGGAGAUUAAAACCAAGUACAAACCAAUCCUACAGGCCUUCGAAUGGGAGCAGUGGAUCGAGCGAGAGGAGUAUAUUCAGGAGUGCCAGAUGAUGCGGCUGGAGAUCGUGAUCAAAAUGUUUGACAAGCGGGAGAAGGAGAUGCACGCCUCGUCCAAUGUCCGUAUUGAGCAGGCCUGUGAGCGUAUAGAGAAGCGCCGUCAGGCGGGACUGCACAAGAACGAGAUCGAGUACCAGCGCGGGAUGAGGCGCAUAACCAUGCAACUGGCCAAGACCUCCCGAAAGUGGGAGAAGCAGGACACUCUAACCGCCCUGGGAUCUCCCUGCUCUGAGUUCUACGGACCUAUGAUACGGCAUGGGGUGGACCCGGCUCGCCGCAAUUUCGCCCCCACCACCGGACACAAGGCAUUCGACAUGAGGAUCGACGAUCUAGAGAAGAAGGUCAACAUGAAAAAUAUACAGUGUCCCUUCAGCAAGCUUAAGGAGUGGUCGAAGCCCAAGGAAUACGCCAGGGAGUAUGAGCAAAACUUCUGCAACGACGACAACCUCCAAAAGCUUUACGAGUCCUUAAAAACUUUGAGAACCCAACAAGACUUGGUUAAGGAUGCGCCCCAGUGCCUCAAGACACGAAUCCAUAAAGAUGCUGCAGAAUUCGACAGUAGUGAUGAUUCAUAUCCAAGCUUCAGUUUCCCUCAAAGCCAAUGGGACAGCAGAAAGUCCAGGCAUACCCCUACACAAAUACAGCAGAAACGUCAAGCAAAGAAAGAGCAGCCUCCGCUGCCUAAAGCAAAAAAAGAGGAAAAGGGCCAGGAGGACUUUGAGAGCCUUAUUAGGACCUACGAAGGAACUUAUAUCGGUUGGAUUAUGCAGUUCCUGGCUGAAGAAAUGGUACGGCUUAAGGAGCAACGUAAGCUACACUUGUUCACCAUCCUGGCUCAGAAGGAACGCUGGCGCCGUGAAGCCCAGGAAGCUGGCGUCCGGCAGAAGGAGAACGACUUACGAAUGCUGUACGAGGAGUUGUUCCAGAACUGCAACUCCCUCCACCAGGACGUCUCCAAUGAGUACAUCGACAAGAUUCUAUCAACGGAUGUGAGAAACAUCGUUGAUAACCUAGCUGAACAGAAAAUAACCGAAGAUGCCUUGAAAAUAGACGAGGAGAUCGAACGCUGGAUGGAAAGCUUCAAGGUCGUCCAGAAUCCCCUUACUUUUGUCCCUUUGAGGCUUAUGCUCCGCGACAUGGUAUCCCCGAACAUGGACGCGGCUCUCCAACACCAUGAGAAAACUCUGAUCUCUCAGUACAUAGUUGAGGACGUAAUCUUUGACAAAGUCUGGAGCGUGCUAGAGCCUUUCGAUAUAGCCACCACAUUGACCAGCGACCUCAUCGAUCGGCUGAUCGACAACGACUUGUACCUCUUCUCCUCGGACAGCGAGAGCGAAACCCACCACCCAUCAUCAUGGGUUGAGGUCCAUGCCAUAAUGCGGAAGCUCGUACGGUAUGCGGUUCCUGGCAAGAGGUGGAAGGAGGACAACGAGGUGAUUGUUGAGGCAACAUAUAGGGACCUGUUUGACGAUAUUUUCGACGAAAUCAUCGCCAAGGCCGAGAACGUGCGCCCAUUAAACUCCGACGAGCUGAUGUCGUUGCGCUCGAGUGACGACUUCUUCCGUUUUCCCGAGGAGAUGACCAGGAAAUCAAGAUGUCCGAAGUCAGAUAUGGACGCCAUUUCAGUCGGUACCGCACCAGUUUCUAUGAGAAACUCCUUGACUCUCCACGCUCAGUUAUUGAAUCUCUUUAAGAAGUUCCAUGAGCACAAAAUAACCAAGGAACUGAAAAGUGACGAUCUGGGUAUAGUUGUUUCAGACGCAUCCCACAACGACAACUUCGUCAAGGCUGAGUAUUACACUCCAAUUACGCCAGGGGUGUUGCCAUCAGACUCUGACAUAUUCAGCGUGACUAGUGUCACAGAUAUUCCCGAAAAAGGCGAACAUCUCUCCAUGCUGCGUUCUCAUCAUUCGCAUGCCUACUUUGGAAAGACGCCUCGGAAUAGAUCCAUUACGCUUGACGCAGUGGAGGAGGCUGAAGGGACUAAGCCCCCUGAUCUGAACACUGAGGGCGACGUUUCCAGGAGAUCUUCCAGAAGAUUAUCUUCCAGAAGAUCAUCUUCCAGAAGAUCUUCUAGAAGAUCAGAGAGAUCUUCUUUCAGAAAAGAGGCAACGGAUCAAGAAGUUGUUUUUGAGGACGAAAUUCAGGCUCAAGCCCCCGGAGAUUCCUUGGAAUCCUUGGAAGACGAAGAGGAAUCUGAGGCAAGAGACUCUCACUAUACCUAUUCAACUAAAGAUUCACAGCUCUUCAGUUUUAAAUCCUAGUUUAAAAUCCAUACCACUUUUUUUAAAUUUGAUAGGUAACGGUUCAAUUCGUUACUUUCAUAAGCAUCGUUUGGCACAGUUUCGAUUCAGACUCACGCAGUAUGGCAAAUAAAAAGAUACUCACAGGUUGCUGUAAUACA